This is a messenger RNA of Lingula anatina, 4160 nucleotides long. RefSeq names its product androglobin. NCBI's taxonomy places the organism in Eukaryota, Metazoa, Brachiopoda, Lingulata, Lingulida, Lingulidae. The record is from RefSeq and is a predicted model, not a curated record. Gene Ontology annotation, molecular function: oxygen binding; heme binding; calcium-dependent cysteine-type endopeptidase activity. Gene Ontology annotation, biological process: proteolysis.
AUGCGUCGAGGCUCAACCCAGCCAAUGUCUCUAUCCGUUAGCAAGAAGCGCGGAGGCAAGGACAGCAAGGCGGCACCAGGCGAGAUAAAAGAAGGGGAUAUAUUCUACAGGACUGUUAGAAUAUAUCCAUCGCACCCGUUGGAACCCGAGGAACAGCAUGUAACGAUCACGAGGCCCGAGUUCCCACCUGGUGUGGUCGAGGUGCCGCAUCACAGACAGCGGUCGGCAGCACACUCUGAGACCACGUCCCGUAGAGGGUCGGUGAUGAGUCUUGCUGGGACAGAGCGCGGGAAUGUCAACCGUGAUGAAGCCACCACGCCCAGAGAAGAGACGGACAGGGACAGGUGCCUAUUUCUUUUCCCACCCUCCCCACACAUACAGAAGUCCCGAUCAAGGACUGUGAGAAUUGUACCUGCUGUAGAGACAGCCAGCCUAGCCAGUAAGCCCAGUGGCUCCAAGCCAGGCACACCUAGUGGGAAGAAAAAGAAAGAAGUGGGAUCAGCAGCUAAGAAAGAGGAGGCUUCUCCCAAACCAGAGCCCAAGAAAGGCCUAGGUUCCCCUGGGAAGGAGAGGAAGAAGAGUUCAACAGUUAGAGACAGGACAGACUCCAUCAAAUCUAAAGACUCCAAGAUGGAGAAAGACCCCAAAAGUGCAGCAUCACUUCCCAGAGGGGCAGAUGCGACACCUUCUGUGGUCUUUGAUCCCAAUGCUCCACAUGCAGAAGGAGAGGAGGAGCAGGCGGCAGAGCAGACCCCUGAGCCACCCAAACCCACCAACCUGUGGAUGGACUUUGAGACCUUUGUCAAGUGCUUCAAAACUAUUUACAUUUACCACAAGCCCAAUACAUAUGCAUGUAACCACAAGUUUUCUGACUUAAAGAAACUAGAAAGGCUGACAGCACAGUCCUUAGGGGCUCCAGUGGCUACACCAUCUAAACAAGACAAGAAAGGGACCCCGAGUGUUGCACCAGCCAGCAGCACAAAAGGUGGCGCUAAAGCUGCCCCCACCGCCACCGUCACGCCUGUAUAUGAUGACAGAGCUCCACACUAUAUGUUUGUUGACAAUCUCAAGCCCAGUGAGAUAGUGGUGUCCUUCUCCUCGCUGUCCCGCUGGCAUGAUGCUCCACUGGAACCCAAAGAAUCCAAGACUUCAGUCAAAGGAGGGAAAGGAGAUAAAGGAGGAGAUGAUGGUGCCAGUGUAUUAGAUGAUGACUUUAGUGACCCGGGUUCCACCCACAAGGAGCCCACCCAGCCCACUCCUGCUCAGCCUGGGCUGCUGGUGGCUGAGCCCUACUCCUGGAAGAGUCUAGUCACUGGGCAGCCAAUCCUGAGGCUCAAGACAACUGCCACUAAGGCUGCUGUGCUCACAUUGCCUCCAGGACGCCAUGUGUUACGUUUCAUGUUGACAGCCCCCCUAGGCUACCACAUCCACCUUAGUUCUUCUGUACAGUUUGUGUAUGGGGACGAGGAGACUGUCAUGGAGAAACUGACAGCUGAGAGUUGCAGGUUUGUGGACAAUGCUGUCCAGACAAUGCAAUUAAUAGGCAAGUGCAUUAACAAUCUGAGUGAUCCUCUGGCCUUUCAUCAGAGCUAUGAGGAGCUCAGUAACUGUCAUUGUCCAUACAGGAGUGUCAAGACCAUCUCCAAAGUGAAUCACUUCAAGCUGUUUAAUGAGUCCCUGUACUCCAUUCUGAGGAAAACUCUGCCAGCUGAACUUUUAACUCCUGAGAUGGCUUUUGCUUGGAGGACCUUUAAUUUUGAUGCUACCACCAAGAAUAUACUGGGUCUUACCACAGGCAGCAGGCCAGGUACAAGUGCAACCAGCCACAGGGGCUCUGCCAAGGAGAAGUCCAAGAAGCAAAAAGAGGUGCAGGUGGAAAAGAACACACCAAGUGAGGUAGACAAGCAAACUCCAGAAAACUGGCUUAACAGAGAGCCUACCCCAGAGGAGCAUGUUGCCACCAUAAAACUCCAGAAAGGUUGGCGAGGGUGUUACGUGAGGAAGAUACGGAAUGCCAGGAUGUCUGGGACAGAAGACCACCAGAAAGUUCUGGAACAGCUACAGAAGGCUUGGACCAUUUUGGAACCCAACAUGGAGCAGCAUGGUCUUAACUUGUUUAGGGCCAUGUUCAAAGCAGACCCAGACCUGAUGGAGAAGUACCCCUUCCAUAAAGAUGAGUGGAAUAAGAUCUCCUAUGCUGACUAUCAGGGCAGCUUCCCUGACCAGCCAGCUGGCACUUGGUUUGUGGUGUUCAGGGAGGUAUUCUAUGUGACAGAAGAAAUGCUAGUGGUGCCUAAGAUGUACUGUACUAUACCUAACUGUCUGUUGAGGGUGGUGAACAAUGACACAAGAGAAGAGAUCCCCAGGGUGUUCCAGAAGGUGGCACCUUUUGUCUACAAGAGAAACAGGAGAGGGUAUACAUUUAUAGCAGAGUCCAGAACCACAGACCAGCCUCUGCCCAAUGGCAAGUGGCGUAUGCGUCUGAUUGGUUCACUAACUGCCUUGCCUGCUCCUGCCAGGAAUGAGGUGAAUUGUAGCUUCCACACCAGAGAGAUCAGAGACUACUACAUCCCCAAUGAAAAGUGUAUCAUAUUCAGAUACACAGUGAAGGUGACAGAGGAACAUGUGGCCAGCCUCCAGAUGUCCACCUCCAAGCCAGAUGUCUACAUCAAACUGAUGGUGCUGGACCAUGAGGAGGAGGUGCUCAGCACAGUGGGCAAGGGCCAUGCAGUGCUGCCAUCUUUUAUCUUCCUCAAGGACCCUGGUAGUGACCAGUCUGUAUCAGAAGAGAAGGAGGAUAUGAAGAGAGCCAACAGCAGAGCUUCCAACAAAGGUGGUGGUAAAGCCCAUGCUGCAGCCAGUAAAGAGAAGGAUGCUGGGAAGAGACAGGGCUCAGCCAUGAGCAGAGCAGGAUCGCGGACUAGCAGUAGACAUUCAGAUCUGCCACCAUUAGAUCCCGAGGAAGAGGAGAAGGAGAAUAGGCCCCAUAAGUACAUUAUUCAGGCCAUGGUGAUGAGGAACAGCUGGCCACUGUCUGAAAGUAGCUGGACAUUUGUACAGAUGCUUAAGGAUAUGGAAAAGAAUGAACUGAAAGUUGCUAACAAGGAAGAGCGUCCACCCUCUGCCCCUAAGAAUGACAAGGCCCAGGGCAAGGCUGCCCAGGGGAAGGGCAGCAAAGGGAAGGACAAGGACAAGGGAGCCAAGGACAAGCAAGGCUCCAGACCACCAUCACAGCAGUUUGAUACCACCAAGCCUUACUGGACACUGAGGAUUGUUAGUGAUGGGACUGCUGCUGAAGAGAUAGAUGUGAAGAAGGACACAGAGAGAGCAGAUGAGAUUCGUGCCAUGAAGAAGGCCUGGGAGGAGGCUGAGCCAGGGCGUGCAGCCAAGGCGUUGCAGUCCCGCCUCCAAUAUCUCAGUACACACAUGAUCAAACUGCAGCCAGAGGGAGAGGAGGGAGCAGAGAAAGGGGACAGUGCCACCGCAGCAGCAGCACCCCCACAAGAAGGUGCAGAGCAGAUCUUGGCGGCAGCUGCGGCAGAGAUGGGUCCACCACAGACACCCACUUCUGAGCCUCCAGAUACAGAAGAGAUUCUAACGCUAGAACCCCCACCACCACCUACACCUAAAGAGAUGCUGCAGCCUCUGGACCUCACUCCCUACCUGAGGAAAUCGGGUGAUGGUCCCAGAUACCUGGACGAGGCCGAGAUCCAGAGACAGAUGGACGCCAAGAGGAAGGAGAUUGAGGAGUACAAGGCAUUCAGGGAGCAGGUAGAACAGUGGAGGGAAGAGGACAGGCAGCUGAGGAAUCAGCUGAAGAUCAAACAGCUAGAGGAGUGUCAGGCUUUGCAGGCUGCACUUGACAAGAAACGUAAUGAGAUCAACAUUCCUCGUGAAGCCUUCAGACAGAAAUACCUGGAGGCAGAGAGGAAACGCCUGGAAGAGCUCGCAGCCCAAGAAGCAGCACUCCGUGCAGAGCAAGAGAAAGCCCCUUCACCCAAAGGAAGGAAGAGUGCCAAGGGAAAGAAAAGUCCAGCUGGAAAGAAAAAGAAAUAGACUUUUCCAAUUUGUGUUGAAAGCUUCUGCUCAAGUUGUGAAGUAUCUAAAUAAUAGUCAUACUGGCAAGCAGCGACUGUGAUAUUCAAUGUAAUUAAAUGUGA